AUGGAAGAACAACAUAAUGAUGAAAUGAUGGAUAUCAUUCUACAAUCUGUUGGACCAAAAGAUUUUGGCUUAUUAAUGAAUAAAACACAAAACUAUCAAAUUACAAAACGAGUAUUAUCAUCAUAUGAGUUGAAUGAAAUGAUUCAAUAUGAGAAGGUCCAAAACGAAUUUCAAAAAAUCAAAGGGGAUAUACAUUCAGAACAAUUACUAUGGCAAAAAAUAUUAAAUUCUAAAACACUCUAUCAAGUAUCUGAAAUAAGAAGAAAUAGGCUUCCUAAUGAUGAAAUGGCAAAAGAGUAUAGUAUUCAACCAUAUGAACAGGAUUACUUAAAACAUGGAAUAAAAAUUCAUAAAACUCAGACUUCAAUUAUUAAUAUUACUGGAAAUGGAAAAUUAGCUCAUAUGGGAAUUAAUAAAGGCAUUGAACAAAAUGAAGUUACAUGGAAAGAAAAUGAAAGUAAUGAUAAUGAUUGGAUUAAGACUCAAAUAAAAUGUAAUAAAGAAGAUGAUUGGAAACAAUAUAUUUUGGAAAAAAAAUAUUUAGAAGACAUAGAAUUGAAAAAACGAAUGAGUAUUAUUGGUAGUCCAAUCACAGACAUUAAUGUACAAGAAACAAUUGUUGAUUGGAAUAAAAUUAUUGGUUGGUGUGAAGAAUGGAAUAAAAUAGACAUACAAAUGAAUAAUAAAGAAGGACAACUAAAUGAAAUGAAUAAGCAAUUAUGUUUUAAAAUGUAUUCAAUAGUUCAACAACUUGUUAUGAUGUAUUGGAAAUCAGAUGAAGAAAGAAAGAAAAAAUUAAAAACAUUGAUAGAUAAAACUACCAAUCAAAUUAAUGUUUGUUUAUUGCUUUUAAUAUUUUCAUUUUAUGAAAAUUCACAUGAAAGGAAAAAUUAA
Molecule: messenger RNA, 894 nt
Organism: Entamoeba histolytica HM-1:IMSS
Lineage: Eukaryota; Evosea; Mastigamoebida; Endamoebidae
Exons: 1
Coding region: 1-894 (297 amino acids)
Source: RefSeq, a predicted model, not a curated record